Molecule: messenger RNA, 1050 nt
Organism: Psilocybe cubensis
Lineage: Eukaryota; Fungi; Basidiomycota; Agaricomycetes; Agaricales; Agrocybaceae
Exons: 3
Coding region: 1-1050 (349 amino acids)
Molecular function (GO): beta-phosphoglucomutase activity; sugar-phosphatase activity
Source: RefSeq, a predicted model, not a curated record
AUGUAUUCACCUCCUUCAAAAACCUUUGUUGCUGAUGCCGUGCUUUUUGACAUGGACGGUACUCUUACAGAUUCCAUUGCGGCAGUGGAAGCUGCCUGGGCGAAGGUGGCUUCCGAAAUUGGGCAGGAUCCCGAGCAUGUUAUCGCUGCCACUCAUGGAAAGCGUGCCGUCGACAAUCUCUCGCAGUUCAAGCCUCAUCUAGCCGAAGAAGAGAUGGAGAGAGAGGUCGAACGUUUCGAGAACACCAUCCUUUAUUAUGCCGAUGCUCAUCAUCUUCACGGCCCCAACUCUGGAUCUGUCACUCCUCCUUCCGAUGUUUCGUAUGCUAGCUCUGCACACGAUACCCCUGACCUUACACCUGGGCCAUCUGCUCCUGCUUCUAGACGAUCGUCUGUCUCUGCAUUCGAGUCAAGGCGGCCUUCUUUUGGUAGUCGACUCCUCAAUAUGCUUAGCCAGGCUGCGAGAUUGCGUGCGCAUAAUGAAGACGUUGUGGUCGUCGACGAGGAUGGGUCCGAGAAAGACAACCUUAUUCAACCUGGUUAUCCUGCUGUUGAGAAGAAAAAUGCCUUGAACGCCACCCUAGAGGCAUGGCAGAUGGAGGCCGCCAGCGUCGAUCGCUCCAUUCGUAUUCUGCCCGGGGUCCGCAAGAUGAUAGAUUCGCUUCCUGAAGGUCGCUAUGCUGUUGCAACUUCAGGUGCUAAGACAUAUGCUUAUGGGUGUAUGAAGCGUGUUGGGAUUGUGCCUCCUCCAGUAACUAUCACCGCCGACGACAAACGUCUCAAGGCGGGAAAGCCUGCCCCAGACCCUUUCCUGCUGGCUGCCGAAUGCCUAGGGUAUGACCCGAAACGCUGUGUUGUUUUUGAGGAUUCGCCUAGUGGCAUCAAGGCUGGCGUCGCCAGUGGUGCGACAGUUGUUGCUGUGUGCACAAGUCAUGAGCGUUCCAAAAUUGAGAAUUGCGGUGCCCAUUAUAUCAUUGAAGACAUGGAGAGCAUAUCAUGCCACGUUGGCGAUGACGAUCGUUUGGUUUUUACCAUUACUAGUAGUGGUUGA